AUGCCGCACGCUACGCUGCCCUCGCCGGGCUUCCAGGCCGUCAUAUUGUGUGGCCCUGGAGCUUCGUUGACCACCUUUACCUCGUCGCCAAAGGACAUACCGAAAGCGCUGUUGCCAAUUGCCAACAGGCCUAUGGUGUGGUAUCCGCUUGAGUGGUGUUACCGCAUGGGAGUCACAGAUAUCACCAUCAUAUCUCCUCCAGAGUCUUUGGAAGCCAUAGAAGCCGCAUUGUCGCGCGACCCACAUCUCACUUCGCUCCCUGCGCCCAAGCCCGAUCUUAUUGCGCCCAAGGACCUCACCCACGAAACAGGAACCGGGCACCUCUUCCGGCUACCAGAAGUGCAAGAUGCGAUCAAGAGCGAUUUUAUUGUUUUGCCUUGCGACAUCGUUUGCGAAUUGGACGGCACAGCGCUAGCCGAUGCCUGGAUGGUAGAAGAGGCCGGAUUCGGCGCAGCAACUGGCGGCGUCACAGAGAAUGGGAAAGUACCUAUCGCUAUCGGUGGCGAGAAGCUCGGCAGGAGAGGCGGUCUAGGUGUGUGGUAUCAGACCAAAGGCGAAGGCAGCAAGAAGGGUGAAGAGACGGACUUCAUCGCGACCACCCCGCUCCACACGCCCACCGUACCCCCACCAGCCGACUCGUUGCGCCGCAAUGUUUCGAACCUAGUCUACACUGCACCAACCGAUACCCUCAACGACAUCACAGAAGAGAACAAGACAUUACCGGUGCGGCAUUCGCUCAUUCGCAAACAUGGCCGCAUAAAGAUGCUGACCACCCAUCGCGAUGCACACAUCUAUUUCCUUCCCUACUGGAUCAUCGAGAUGAUCAAGAAGAACGAGAAAUUUGAGAGUGUUGCGGAAGAUGUGCUGGGCUGGUGGGCAAAGUCUGGCUGGCAAACUGGCCUGGGAGAUAAGCUCGGUCUGCGCUCAAUACUCCAGCCAGAAGACGAACCGGGCAGCGACCACGGUUCGCAAGUUAUUGAGGAAGAAAUUGACGUCGCGAAAUUUAGCUCCACCUACGUGGGCGCAAGUCAAGCACACAACACCGCCCCAACCCUUGCAUCACGAGUCCGCGAUUCUAACAUCCCCGAAGGCGUUCAGUCUUUCUCGAAAUCGAAAGUCAACGUCCCGCCAUUACUAUCAUACGUGCACCCCUCUACACCAGAUGCGCCACUGAUUCGUCGCGUCGACACCGCACACCUCCUCCUGACCAUAUCCCUCCGCCUCGCCAAACUCUCAUCCCUCGAGGAGACUAAUGGCAAUCCUGUUUCACCUUUCUCCCACCAGUUCAAAGUCGCCCACAAGAACCUCAUUCCCCGAAAAUGCCGCGUAGAAGCCGAAAACAGCCUCCUCGCGGAAAACGUGUCCGUCGCCGAAAAGACCAACAUCAAAGAGUCCUGCAUCGGCGCGAACUGCAAGAUCGGGGAGGGUGCUCGAUUACUGCGCUGUCUUCUGAUGGAGGGCGCUGAGGUCGGCGAGAACGUGCAGUUGACGGAUUGUAUAUUAGGCCGGAGAUGUAAGAUUGAGGGUGGGGAAGUAAAGAGUGAGGAAAGGACCGUGUUGAAAGACUGCGAGGUGCAGGAUGGACAAGUGGUUGAGUGGGGUACGGAGAGUAAGGGGGAGAAGUUCAUGCGAUUUGAGUUGCCGGACGGUGACGAGGGGGACUUUGGUGAUUUCGGUGAUGAGGAGGCGGAUGAUGAAGUGGGCGUUGCUCUGGGAGUGAUGUCGUAG
Molecule: messenger RNA, 1728 nt
Organism: Didymosphaeria variabile
Lineage: Eukaryota; Fungi; Ascomycota; Dothideomycetes; Pleosporales; Didymosphaeriaceae
Gene: GCD1
Product: Translation initiation factor eIF-2B subunit gamma
Exons: 2
Coding region: 1-1728 (575 amino acids)
Biological process (GO): cytoplasmic translational initiation
Cellular component (GO): guanyl-nucleotide exchange factor complex; eukaryotic translation initiation factor 2B complex
Molecular function (GO): translation initiation factor activity; guanyl-nucleotide exchange factor activity
Source: RefSeq, a predicted model, not a curated record